UACUUGAGCCGCGGCUCAGAUUUCAGUAUCAUGAAACCAUUGGCGCGAUCCACUUUUGGAAAAUUAAUUUAGAGUAUCGAUCGGAAAAGUCACACAGAGUUUUCCCGGAAUGCGUUAGUUUUAGAGUCACUAGUGAAUCGAUGAGUUGCGUUGUUUUGAGGAAAUCAUCCAGCAAGGAAUCAAUAUAGAAGUUCAUGUGAAGGUGGAUGUAGUGCAAGUAUCCCUUGGUCCCAAGGAAUUGUGGUAGUGUGUCUUCAUGCUCAACGAGGUUCAUUUUUGCCAUCCAAAAUGACUCCAGGCAGCGACGAUCGAGAGCAACUGAUCAAGGAUAGCUCCUUCGGUAGUGAUAGUAACAUUGGACAUUCAAGCACUCGAAAUAAUGAACACAUUGCGAUUCGCGUGCUGAGCCCCAGGAACUAUGGCAGCGUUGACGACCACAGUAAAAAGGAGGAAGCGCGACUGACCUACAGUUGGUACAACCUUGACAUUUUUGCUGAAGUUCAUAAUGCCGAAGGAUCAUUGAUUACCAACACAUGCCGAAAACUAAAAGAAAUAGUAUGCAGGCAAAGGCGAAUACCUGCACCACGGAAACAACUGCUUAAAAACGUUUUCGGUGUUGCGCAUCCGGGCGAACUGCUUGCCAUCAUGGGAAGUUCCGGGGCUGGCAAAACAACACUUCUUAAUGCGUUAGCCUUCCGUGUACCACCAGGUGUUCAAGUUUCACCUUCAGCAGUGCGGCAACUCAAUGGAUGCCCCGUAGGAACUGAACAAAUGCGAGCACGUUGUGCUUAUGUCCAGCAAGACGACCUUUUCAUUAGUUCGAUGACAGCGCGUGAACAUUUGAUUUUUCAAGCUAUGCUGAGGAUGCCACGAUCUAUCCCCUAUUAUCAAAAAAUCGAAAGGGUCGAUCAAGUUCUGCAAGAACUUUCUCUGGCAAAAUGCCAAAAUACGCUCAUCGGAGCACCAGGACGUAUUAAAGGACUUUCAGGAGGUGAACGCAAGCGGCUAGCUUUCGCUUCUGAAGCAUUGACAGAUCCACCAUUACUGCUUUGUGAUGAACCCACAUCGGGUUUAGAUUCAUACAUGGCCCAUAGUGUCGUUCAAGUACUUAAACGAUUAGCCGAGAAAGGGAAGACAAUUAUUUUAACAAUACAUCAGCCAUCUUCAGAGAUAUAUGAAAUGUUCGAUAAGUUGAUGCUGAUGGCUGAAGGACGAGUUGCUUUCCUAGGAACUCCAGAUCAAGCUACAGAUUUUUUUGCACAGCAAGGAAUGAUUUGUCCUGCUAACUAUAAUCCCGCGGACUUUUUCAUCCAACUUCUAGCGAUUGCACCCGGCAAAGAAAUCGAGUGCAGAGAAAGCGUGAACAAGAUUAGCGAUAAUUUUGCAAUUGGACCUAUAGCCAAAGAAACAUCGGAAAUUUUUCGACAAAGUACAAGCCAACUCACCAGCUUUAGUACAGAAGUGUCAAUCGGCUAUAGGGCUACGUGGUUUACACAAUUGCGAGCAGUUCUGUGGCGCUCUUGGCUCACGGUCUUGAAGGAGCCUCUUUUAGUUAAAGUUAGAUUACUGCAGACAGUCAUGAUCGCAUUGCUCAUAGGCUUAAUAUUUUACGGACAAACACUAACACAGGACGGAGUUAUGAAUAUCAAUGGAGCGAUAUUCUUAUUUCUAACAAAUAUGACAUUUCAAAAUGCUUUUGCUGUAAUUAAUGUAUUUUGCUCAGAACUACCAGUUUUCUUGCGAGAAUAUCGAAGUCGUCUUUACCGUUGCAGUACUUAUUUUCUGGGAAAAACCCUUUCCGAACUACCACUAUUCCUGGCUGUACCAAUAAUAUUCACAUCGAUAGUAUACCCAAUGGUUGGGCUAAGACCAGGAUUGCAUCAUUACUUAGUAGCGCUGGGAUUAGUUUGCCUUGUCGCGAACGUGGCCACCUCAUUCGGUUAUCUCGUAUCCACCUUCAGCAGUUCCACCUCCAUGGCUUUAUCAGUUGGCCCGCCGAUCAUUAUUCCAUUCCUGCUCUUCGGAGGAUUUCUUCUCAAUACUGGGUCGGUUCCGGCAUAUCUGGAAUGGCUUUCGUAUUUGUCCUGGUUUCGAUAUGGCAACGAAGGACUCUUGAUCAAUCAAUGGGCCGAUGUGCAGCCUGGCGAGAUAACUUGCACAAGACCUAACGCAACGUGUCCUGCAUCGGGAGAAGUUAUUCUGACUACGUUCAAUUUUGCAGCAGAAGAUCUUGUUUGGGAUGCAGUUGGACUAGUUUCCUUGUUGGUAUCAUUUAGAUUGGUUGCAUUUUUGGGAUUGGUUAUGAAAGCGAGAGGCGUCAACUAACCCAAAAUGAUGUUAGCUCAAUUUUAACUAGACUGAAGUUUGACUAUUUUUGAAUUAUAAAAGAUACCAGUUCCAUGUGAACCGAAUAGUUCUCCACUUCCUGGAUGAAGCUUGUCUUUCACAAUAUGUCUACUGAUAUUUCUUUAGUAGCAGAUCUACAGAGAAGAAAGAAAGCGAAAACAUUCAUUUUUGUUUUUGUGUAACUAUUUAAUGUAUUUAAUAUGAAAAUCAUAGUUUAAAGGGUUUUGUAAAUCGCCAUUUUGAUGAGCCAAAUACCACCGGUGUUGAAUUUGUUAUAAUAAAUACUCUUGUUCUGUAUUCU
Messenger RNA from Hermetia illucens (black soldier fly), 2647 nucleotides. It is a transcript of the gene w, whose product is annotated as protein white. Gene Ontology annotation, cellular component: plasma membrane. The coding region runs from base 289 to 2325 and encodes 678 amino acids. Gene Ontology annotation, molecular function: ATP binding; ATP hydrolysis activity; ABC-type transporter activity. The record is from RefSeq and is a predicted model, not a curated record. Gene Ontology annotation, biological process: transmembrane transport. Lineage: Eukaryota; Metazoa; Arthropoda; Insecta; Diptera; Stratiomyidae. The transcript is spliced from 7 exons.